UUCUGCCUUCAAGCGCUCUAGAACAAAUCAGCUGGUGAACUGAACCCGAUCGAAUCGCCUUUUUUUUGUUUACUUCUACAUUUUGUUAUCAUAUCAACGAACGCGACUGUUCCUUUUUUUUCGCCCGCGCGAUAAUAAAAUCACCGAAUACUUCACUCAGAACUCUUUACUCAGCGCACCCCAGAAUUCCGAGUUCCCAACCCAUUUCAGUUCUCUGACUUAACAUGUCCUCCGGCAAGAUCCUUCCACGUCGCCAGGCGGUUCCAGUCCUCUACACCAGGGGCACCCACUAUGAGGUGGGCUUCGAUAUGGGCCGCACUUUUGGCUCGAUGAUCAAGAACUUUCUGAUCUUAUCGAAGCCCCUCAACGAGACCUACUUGCCGCUCUACCAUUCCCCGAAAGGCAGGCAAAUCUAUAACGAGACCCUGGGAUCGGUGAAGGACAGCUUCCCGCAGUAUAUUCGCGAACUGGAGGGCGUGGCCGAUGGUGCGGAGGUGGAAUUCCAUAAGCUAUUUCUACUGCAUCUGGAUGAGAUUCUGCCGCAGGCAUUGAAGCACCAGCCGCGCAGCAAAAACCAACCCACCGGCUGCUCCACGAUCAUUGUCAACCAGAAGAAUUGCCGCCUGCUGGGCCACACCGAGGACGCCCUGACGGAGACCCUGAACCACUACUACUUCGUGGUGGCCCACAUCAUCAGCGACAAGCCGCAGGGCAAGUACAACGUGAAGGAGGAGCACUUCAUGUCCCUCUGCUACGCCGGCCACCUGCCCGGCUACACGAUGAGCCAGAACCACCACGGCCUGGUCUUCAGCAUCAACACCAUCAGCGCGGAGCUCCUGCGCAGCGGCAAGACCCCUCGACACUUCAUCACCAGAGCUCUGUUGGCCACCAGCAACGUGGACGACGCCUUCCGGGUGCUCAAGGAUGCGGGAGUGGGAGCGGCGGACGCCUGCUCCGUCAACUUCACCUUCCUGGCGGAUCCCCGCCAGAUGUGCUACAACGUGGAGAUGGCUCCCUCGCCGGAGCGCAAGAACGAGUCCCAUUUGAAUGUGAAGGAGGUGCCGCUGGGCGAGCACAACUACCAUGUCAACCAGUUCGACCGCAUCCGGCAGGACCAGGCCAACGACCUGAUGAUCGACUCGAGCAUCUCGCGGAUGCAGACCUUUGGGAGCUACAAGCCGCCGAUGAGCGAGCAGGAUGUGCGCCACAUGCUGGGCGACGUCUCCGGCGGCGUCUACUGCGUCUGGCGGGAGAACAAGAGCUGCGACGAGGUGGUGAAGACCAUAGCCGUGGGCAUCUUCGACCUGAGUGCCCGGACCAUCUCCCUCUACUCGGACAACCCCAGCGAGACGGAGCCCCACUGCCGCCUGCCGCUGCUUUUCAAGUAGAUCCAAGUAGCACCAUCUCGCGCCUCUACUUAACCCUUCUCAAAUGAGCAUUAUGAUCUAUAAUCCAUCAGAUUAUGGUACUUAACCAUUCUCAAAUGACUAUAUACUAUAGCAUUAUGAUCUAUAAUCAAUCAGAUACAGGUAUUGUCAGCUAUUGAGGGCUUCUUCUUAACCGUUUUUGUAUUCCUCGUUUAGGGUUUUCUAAAGAUAAACGUUUCCUAGAUGUACAAGAUCUUAAAUGAAUCAAACAUUCUCAGCUAGACUUUUAUUUUUCGAAAUUCUUUAAUUUUUGAAGAAUUGAAAGAAAAUUGCUUCAUCAUUUAAAGUAAUAUUUCUUUUAUACGUUGAAUAACCAAUCUAAAUAGUUAUACAACGCCCAAUGGCUACUGUUUCUAACAUUUUAUUAUGCAAUGAUUUUAAAUUUACCAUAUUUCUUUAUCACAUAUUUGUGUCUUCUACUCAAAUGACCAUAUGAGAUAUAUAAAAACUUACUCAGUGAAUUUACCACACAGAUAUAACAUGUUUUCAGCAUAUAUGUAAACACUUUUUAACUAAUUUUCAUGGUACCAAAAAUAGUUUAAAUAUUUUUUUUGCUUCUCUAAAUGUAUGGAUCUAAAUUAUGGAAAUUCGAACCGUUUUUUGUUAUCGAAUGAUUGUUUUUAUUUAUAAAAAUUCCAAAUUGUAUACGGAAUCUGAUAAAAAUAUCGUAUAUAUGUGAGUACAUUAUAACAAAAUUAUAAUUACUUUGGUCGUAUAUACAUAUGUGUACGGUCAUUAUAUGAAUAAAAACAUAUUUUUAUAAAAAA
Drosophila subpulchrella is the source of this 2194-nucleotide messenger RNA. RefSeq lists its product as uncharacterized. Bases 225 to 1388 code for a protein of 387 amino acids. The transcript has 8 exons. NCBI's taxonomy places the organism in Eukaryota, Metazoa, Arthropoda, Insecta, Diptera, Drosophilidae. The record is from RefSeq and is a predicted model, not a curated record.